UGCCUUUUAUUCAUUAAUAAUUUUUUUGUGGUCUCCCUCAGCCGUUUGGGCUCUCCUGAUAAGUGUGCCGUUUCUUGACUGAAUAAAAGUGAGGAAAAAAGGAUGGCUCCAGUGACGACGAGCCUGCAAGCUGCUGCCUUGAAAUGGAGGCUUUUUUUCAAUGUGCAGGACUGUAACAGAGAUGAUUCUCUUUCAACUCGUAUUAGUUGCAGCAUUUAUAUUGCUGUGGGGGGAAAUGCUGAAUUGGGACUACCAAAGAGUGCGGGACGAUUGCAGCUUUUUUCUGCAAGGUUGUGAAUAUAAACAAACAAAAAAUGACAAAGUGGAAUGGACUUUUUUUGGCGGGUGAGGGCGGGGGGAGGCGGAGAGAGGGGUGGGGGGUGUUUGGUGGUGUGAGGAUUGCGGGCUGUGGUUGGGUAUGCCAGUGCCACGUGUCUACCCUGGCACCUCUUUUCUCGACACGGAGGAUGUCGGACAGAGAGCCUUGGUUGUCACCGUCCAGAUUGUGAGAAGCCUGAAAGAAUCAAGGACUAUUAUAGUGUCCUACUCUGCCCCCCCCCCCCCCCCCCCGUCCACCCCCACAGACAACACAGGUAGACUGAAGAGACCAACGCCUUGGUUAUUUAGGUUUAGAGCCUGUCCAGCUAGUUUUUGUCACUUGAAGGAGUAUGUUGCCAACCCUGUCCCUCUGUUCCAUCAUUUGGUUAAACCGGGGUAUCAAGCUGAGGAAAGUGCUCCACAGCGCCAACACUGGCCUGCUCUGAGGCAGCAGCACCCUACCUACCUUCCUCCAUAGACUCGGCCAUUUUAGCAAUGCUUCUUAGCUUCGGUUGAUAGUUCUAAACGGCCACUACUCAUCACCCACUACUGCCUGUACAUUUCUGGGUUGCCGUAGCAUCGGGCCGACAUUCGCAUCCUCUCAGCGUCUUCGGCAGCUUUUCUCGGUUUCCCAAAAUGGCGGUCGAGGGUUUCCAGUACCGUGCCCUCUACAUGUACACCAAGGAUUUGGAGGAAGAUGUUGAUCUGCACCCCGGGGACAUUCUGACCGUCAGCAAGGCCUCCCUGCUCUCCCUGAACUUCAAGGAGGGGGAUGAGGAGCGUCCCGAGCUCCUAGGCUGGCUGCUGGGCUUCAACGAGCGGACCAAGCAGAGGGGGGACUUCCCGGGGACAUACGUUCAGUUUGUGGGCCAUGUGAGGAUGUCACCGCCAUCCAGUCAGCCUCGCUCCCAAAGAAUCCUCCCAGCAGCCCCAGGGCCUGAGCUGUCACAGCAAGCUGUUUCUCUUCUGGAUUUGACUGAGCAGUUCACACCGCCAGAAACUGCUCCCCCUACCCUGGUGAACCUAGUGGAGGCCAUUGAGAAGAAAGGUCUGGACUGCAAGACACUGUACAGGACACGUCUCGCAUCCGGCUCAGAUGGCCCAACACAGAGCCAGAGAGAGGAGGUGGAGUCGGGGCCUGGUAGUGACGUGGGCGCCGUGUCGGAGUGUUUACUCCGCUACCUGCGGGAGCUGCCGUCCCCCGUCAUCCCCCCCGGUGUUUACCCAGACCUGCAGGCUGUGCUGCAGCAGGGCGCCGCGGGUACAUGCCACAUUUCACUCACCCCUGCUUGUGCGCAACCAGUGCCCCCCACCAACCCAUCCCCAGCCCCGACGAAACAGACCCAGGCAAUAGCAAACUGGUCCAAGGCUGUGGCGGCGAGCAGCAGUGGAGGCAGGGAGCUGAGCCUGGUCCUGGAGAGGGCCACCAGCAUGCCCCUGCAUCACCGCCUCACCCUGCACUACCUGCUCACACACCUGGGUAAGGUGGUCCAGACCUCCCAUCUUAAUGGCCUGGACCUUCACACCCUGGGUCUGGUUUUUGGGCCGCUGCUGAUCCGGCCCAGCUCCGCCACUGGGUGGGAGGUGGGGGAGGAGUUCCCUGCACUGGCACUGGAGAGGCUUCUGAUGGAGAUGGCCAUGGGACAGGAAGUCACGCACCCAGCUCUACCAGCCAUGCCAGUAAAGGUCAAAGCUACAACUCCAGCCAUGACUGAGAGCAGCAUACUGAGUGAUUCGGAGUGGUACUGGGGUGAAAUCUCCAGGGAGGAAGUGAAUGAGAAGAUGAGAGACACUCCUGACGGGACGUUCAUGGUCCGCGACGCCUCCAGCAAACUGGAGGGAGAGUACACACUGACCCUCAGGAAAGGCGGCAACAACAAGCUGAUCAAGGUCUGCCACCGGGAAGGUCGCUAUGGCUUCUCAGAGCCUCUCACCUUUAUCACGGUGGUAGAGCUCAUCAACCACUACCGCCAUGAGUCCCUGGCCCAGUACAACGCCAAGCUGGACACCCGGCUCCUCUACCCUGUAUCCAAAUUCCAGCAGGAGCAGCUGGUGAAGGAGGACAGCACUGAGGCGGUGGGCGAGCAGCUGAAGGUGUACCACGAGCAGUACCAGGAGAAGAGCUGGGAGUACGACGUGCUCUACGAGGAGUACACACGCACCUCACAGGAGCUCCAGAUGAAGCGCACAGCCAUCGAGGCCUUCAACGAGACCAUCAAGAUCUUCGAAGAGCAGUGUGAGACUCAGGAGCGCUACAGCAAAGAGACCAUCGAGAAGUUCCGACGUGAAGGCAACGACAAAGAGAUCCAGAAGAUCCAAAGCAACUCGGAGCGUCUGAAGUCUCGGGUGACAGAGAUCCACGACAGCAAGAGGAAGCUGGAGCAGGACCUGAAACAGCAGGCAACCGACAACAGAGAGAUCGACAAGAGGAUGAACAGCCUGAAACCAGACCUCAUGCAGCUAAGGAAGAUCAGGGACCAGUACCUGGUGUGGUUGACACAGAAGGGGACGAGGCAGAAGAAGAUUAAUGAAUGGCUGGGCAUAAAGAACGAGGCAGAAGACUCCUACUGGCUGGUGGAGGAGGACGAAGGCUCGCCCCACCAUGACGCCGGCACCUGGUACAUGGGCGACAUCAAGCGCACCCAGGCAGAGGAGCUGCUGAGGGACAAGUGUGACGGAACCUUCCUCAUCCGAGAGAGCCAGACGCAGAAGGGCUCCUAUGCCUGCUCUGUAGUUGUGGACGGCGACGCCAAGCACUGCGUCAUCUACAAGACGGACAAAGGCUAUGGCUUUGCCGAGCCCUACAACCUUUACAGCUCCCUGAAGGACCUGGUGCUCCACUACAAGCACGAGUCCCUGGUCCAACACAACGACCAGUUGAAUGUAACCCUGGCCUACCCGGUCCUCACCUAGACCUAGCAGCAGCACCCCAGAUGAGGGGCAGCGUGGCAUGACGACCCCCAAUGGAGACCAGAGCUUCUAAAGCAUGGCAAAUCAAGCACACUACGUACUACAGUACCAACCACAGUAAACAUGAGACAAAAAACAUAGACGUGUUCGUAGACGAAAAACAACAUAAGCACACAGUUAUGAUAUAAGCUUUCAGACCAUAGUUAGAAGAGCAAGAGGGAGUGAGAGAGGAAAGGAGAGAGUCGGGAAGCUAGAGGGUAAAGAUACUGGAUGUAGAAUAGAUUUUUGGGGAAGGGAAGUUGAUGCCAGCUUUCAGAUGCAUGGUGCUGAAAAGGAGGGCUGGGGUGGAGGGUCAAACUGUUAGAUUCUAUAAAAAGCUUGCUUAAGUGCCAUAGAGAGCCUUGAUUGACCACAAGCCUGUGUUGGGAAAGAAGGGGACUGUGGGGUGGGUGGGUUGGUGCUGGGAGGGAGAGCAAACUACAGCUUUAGAAAUAUAUAUAUAUAUAUAUAUAUAUUGUUUUUUUAAGUCCAAUUUCCAUGAACCUGCCGUGGGCUCUCCUCCAGUUUGUUGUAAGAUAUAAAUUCUUUAUGAAAAGAGAUGUGAUAUAUUUGGUGUAUUGUGAAUAUAUAGAUGAUAUUCACAAUAGAUCAAAUAUAUAGUGUAUUGAUGAAUACAGUUUCUAAAGGGAUUCAAGUUUCCCUUUUCUGUUUAAUCAUGGCUAGUGGAGAAAUCCCUCCAAGCUCGUUUCUACAUUUCUGUUCUAGUCAGGAUUGGGCUCAAUUCCAUUUAGAUUCCAGUCAUUUCAGGAAGUACACGGAAAUUCCAAUUCCAAUGGUCUUUAAUGCUUUUCAAUGAGGAACAUUUUACAUUGGAAUGUAAUAUACUUUCUGAAUUGAGUGGAAUUCAAAUGGAAUUGACCCCAACUCUGCUUCUAGUGCUUUCUUUUAUACUGUAGCCUAUAGCCAUGAUUGACUAUGGUAUUACUGUUAGUAUUCAUGGUGUUUUUAUUUCUACGUGAAUAUACUCACAGAGCAUCAAUCUAUUGGAUCUUAACUCUCUGUACUUAGUCUCUAGGAAGCCUGUCUAGUACAAUGUUCUUCUCACAAGCGUUUGCUCACAGCGUUACUACUACUCACAGUACUUCCUCUUUGAGCUUGACUGUUGUUUUUAUUUGACACAAGCUUGAUUCACAGAGCUGUAGAACAUUGUUGUACAUAAGAAAAAAAACGGAUUAUUGUAGAAAGCCGUUAUAUGACCCAUAUAUCUACAGACAGUAACAGGCAGUGUGACUGUCAGUCUAAAAGCUGUAUUUGCUGUACGUAACCAUGCAAACAGAAAGUAUUGAAUGCUUUCCUUCCCAACUGUGUCCCCCCGCAGGGGAAACUGCUUUCCUUCCCAACUGUGUCCCCCCGCAGGGGAAACUGCUUUCCUUCCCAACUGUGUCCCCCCGCAGGGGAAACUGCUUUCCUUCCCAACUGUGUCCCCCUGCAGGGGAAACUGCUUUCCUUCCCAACUGUGUCCCCCCGCAGGGGAAACUGCUUUCCUUCCCAACUGUGUCCCCCCGCAGGGGAAACUGCUUUCCUUCCCAACUGUGUCCCCCCGCAGGGGAAACUGCUUUCCUUCCCAACUGUGUCCCCCUGCAGGGGAAACUGCUUUCCUUCCCAACUGUGUCCCCCCGCAGGGGAAACUGCUUUCCUUCCCAACUGUGUCCCCCCGCAGGGGAAACUGCUUUCCUUCCCAACUGUGUCCCCCUGCAGGGGAAACUGCUUUCCUUCCCAACUGUGUCCCCCCGCAGGGGAAACUGCUUUCCUUCCCAACUGUGUCCCCCCGCAGGGGAAACUGCUUUCCUUCCCAACUGUGUCCCCCCGCAGGGGAAACUGCUUUCCUUCCCAACUGUGUCCCCCCGCAGGGGAAACUGCUUUCCUUUCCAACUGUGUCCCCCCGCAGGGGAAACUGCUUUCCUUCCCAACUGUGUCCCCCCGCAGGGGAAACUGCUGGAGGAUGCGCAGUAUCCAGCUAAACGAGCCAAAUGAAGGAUGUCUUUCAUGUAGCAAAAACAAUAUCUGAUCCGUUUUGAGCAUGACCACAGAGAUUCGAGAGAAUUUCUAUAAGUACAGAAUGCAUGUAAAUCCUUCUUUUGGAUAGUACCUAGAAACUCGCCCUGGUACUCGUGCUGUUUUAAGUGUGUACGUCUCAUGUCGUAGACCAGUAUAAUGCACAAACAAUAGUAAGUGAAUAAGAAUACAUGGAGAUUUACAGACACACUCAGUGUGGAGUGAAUCCCUCCACAGGUACUGAGCAGUACUUUUGUUGUGUGGCUUCAGGGACUUACUCUGCCAAUGCUUCUAUUCCUUUUCCAUAGCAUAGACUUUGUUUGUGUGACUUUGUUUGUGUGAAUACACUUCAGCCAAAAUUUGAAGGUUGAUUCUUGACUUGAAAGUGAAAAUCCACUCAAACUAUCUUUGGUAUUUGUUUUUUUCAUUAGUCCACUUGAUACAGUCCCAAAACAUUUUAGGACUGUAUCAACAGAAAAAAAUCUAAAUAAUUUUAUUGAAUGGAUUUUCCCUUUAAAGAAACAUCAUGUAAUGAAACUGAGGAUAUCGAGGAUUUAAAUUUGGUGACUUGAUUUAAGUGCUGCAUUUAGAUUCGUUGAGAAAGAGGGAACAUUUGUAGAAUGAUGGCCACUCCUUUUUGGGCAGUUCUAAACAUGAUCAUUUGCUCAAAGUGUGAUUUAUUUUUGCUCUUUUGGUAAUACAGAUUAAGUAUGAUGCGUAAAUAUUGCAAUUGAACAGUCAUGCAAGUGGAUUGGUUAAUUAGUUAUGGGAAAUUAGAUGGUACAAAUGUUGGUUGGAGACAAAAAAUUAUGUUAAGGAUAAAUACAUUGGUACUGUUUAAUGGUGCUUUGGACAGUUCUUGGCCAGAAGACUAGACAAGAAUUAAACUCAAAGUGACAUUAGUUGGGUGUCUUGAGAGGGAUAUAAAAGAGUGUGAAUCACAAAGUUAAGAAGUGCCUUCUCUGUCUGUGUUACUUAGCUCUUGUCUUUUUGUCAGAAGAGCUUCUCUCCUGUAGACAGAGCCACAGUGUACUGUAGUCUUUGCUUAAAAACGACCCGCACUAAAUUCUUCCGCUUCUGUUCGCUACAUACUUUAGUCCGAGUCUACCAUCAUUGAAGUCAUUUGUGGUGAGGAGGCGCGUUUUGCAAAAUAAAGCAAUCAGCGAUUAGAUUGUCUCUAACCAAUUAGUGUCAAAGCCAAUGACGAAUUUUCAAAUUGCCGCUUUACCUACGUGUUCUGGCUCUGGCCCAAUCCAUCGGUUUCUGGACCAAUCAGGUGGCCCCGAAAUAUAUUUGCAUUCGGGGUCGGCGAGGUAUUGCGUAAGAAACUAGCGUCCAGGGGUGUGGCAUAGCGUUUGGCUGGAGCAAGGAGUCUGAGUAGCCAGGCAACUAAUGUCAACCCCUGAAGAGAACUGGCAAAUGAGCAAAGUUAUCGUCUUUCCUUUAGUGUGUGUGUGUGUGUGUGUGUGUGUGUGUGUGUGUGUGUGUGUGUGUGUGUGUGUGUGUGUGUGUGUGUGUGUGUGUGUGUGUGGUGCGAGUUAUGGAGGUUGUUUGUUUAGUUAUGCUCCUCUUUUGUUCUUUUUUGUGACUGGGGCUAUUUCUUGGUGCUCUUCAGUGAGCGAGGCAGAUUCCUUUGGGGUUUGUUGUAUAGUUUAUUGAAUCAAACCUAGAGUGGAUAGAAAUGUGAAUACACAGUCGUAGCCCAACACCGCGUUUUGUUGAAUAAGCCGAAUCUCAUUCGAUAAGCACUCAAUUGAAUGCAUGCAGUUUUUCUGUGUUUUCACAUCAAUACCCUGUGAAUUCAGAUCCCGUUUACCCAGCUACUGACGUAUUUAUUUACAGUCCGUCGGACCAUCAUUUUGUGAAUGUGCUUUUUCCUGUUCCACACUCCUUAAUUGAGUGUGUCUAGGUCUAAAAAAAGUCAAUUAAUUCUAAACCAUGUCAGUGAAGCUCAGUAAGCCAUGAUAGUGUUUUUUUAUUAAGCGUCUCAUGUCAGGGAUGUUUUAUCUGACUUUCUUUGUGAAUCAAAGUGAAACCCGUUGGUGUCCCCUUACACAAUACAUAGGGUGGAGGCAUAACAAACUUUGAAAUAGUAGCCUGUAUUCUGAACCUGUUUUGAAAUUGACCUUGAGGCAAGAGGGACUAAUGUCCAUUAUUGCUGUUUUUCAUGAUUAAAUUGUUUAACUGUAUAUACUAUAAAACUGUGUUCCGUGUCUGGUUUUGAUUGUGUCAGGCCUACCCAUUUCCCAUUUGAAAAUGGGUGACCCAUUUCAAACCAAAUGAAAGGGAAGCUAGCUAAUAUGCAAUCGGUGUAAUUGGUCGGUCCUCAGCUCUCUAAUGCUAUAUGAAUGUCAUGGAGUCACAUUAACGUCACUUGCAUUAACAUUACUGUUAACAUUUGUGCAGUGAUCGUGUUUCAGUGGUCGUGCCCAAUGAGAUUGGUUUGCGGAUGAGGGUGAGUUGACCGUUGUUGUGCUUUGACUUGGAGCAGAAGUUGCUUUGAAUUGUCCUUUACCAUGUUAUCGUGAAACAGCAUGUGUCUGAGCACCCGCCAAAAUGAUCAGAUGAAUUACCCAUUAUUGCUUAUCUCUGGUACAAAAUACCUGUAAUAAGGUAUCAUACUUCUACCAUAUAAUUUACUGAAUACAAGUAAUUAACAUUUAUUACAUUUGAUGAAUAUUUAGGUUUGAAGCAUAUUUGGAAGAAAUAUAUAGAAAUAUAUCUUGACAUAUUGUUUUGGGUUAUAUAUUCUGAUUUAAUUAUGCUGGAAACGGAUCAGAAACAGACGCUAACUUAAUCAGAGCUUUGAUGCUAACGCGUCUAUUCACGUGCCACAGCAGCAUUUCAUCAGUGGGCCAAGUGGUUUCUAGUUUCCAGAAACUGAGCUUUAUCAUAAUCAACAGCAAGCUUCCCUUCUUUUUUGUGGUUCUAUUGAUUUUAAUUGACCCACAAUAAUUAUAAUGAAGAGGAGGCAGGCUCAUCUAUGUUUAAAAUGAAGCUCUCAAUCUAGUUGUCCAUGAUGAUUUCAUACUGAUUGGUCAACCUUGGCCUCAUUUAACCAACUCACACAUAUGUGUUUGUAUCAAGUCUGAGUCAAGAUUAUCAGUAGCCUUGACACCAGUGUCUUUCAGCAAAGCUCCAUUGUUGCUAUCCUACCAAGGGCGGUGACAACAGAGCUGACCAGCACUGGGACUAGCUGCUAUCUAGACUACAGCCUGUAUAUUUUUAAGAUGAUAAGAUUGUUUUUCUAAGCAGAAAAUAGUUUCCUAUACAGAUCUGCUUUGUCCAUAGGAUGGGGAAAGCACCCUUUAUUUUCAUUUAUUUCAGAUCAUGGUGGCAAUUAUUUUUAUUUUGACAUGAACGUGUAUUCUCAGUUUGAGAUUCUGGUUGUGUUUUCUUUUUGGCAAAAGGAGGCAGUUUGAAAGUUUCACCAGGGGAGUGUUUGAGAUGGUAUGAAAAUAAUGUAUGAUUCGAAGAGCGGGGCAUUUAUUAAUCAUUGGAUAAAGUCCCCCCAAAUGCACUAGAAAACACAUACUUUAUACCAUCCAAACAUGUUGCCAACAACAAUAGUUAAGGUACAAAUGUAAAUGGUUCAGCAACACUCCUUCGGUGAAUAACAGACCUUUGUACAUGGAACAAUGAUGGCAUUAGAAAGUGUUCCUUUAAGGUGCCUGAGUAGGGUUUGUUUUUAAUUUGGCUUUUAAGCUAAUUGAUUUGUCUGUCCAAGUGUUUGUUUUGGUUUGUUUUGUUUGUUUUUGUUUGUUAAUGAUAACCGUACAGAAUCUAUCAAAUAAGCUAGCUUGAAUAUUUUCCUCCAUACAGAAAAGUACAAAUGUUUACGAUAUCUAAUUAACCAAAUAGCAAGUAUGCGUUUGAGAAUCAAUCUGUCUGUCACUAAAAAUGACUGAUAGAUUGAUUUGAUUUAUUUCUUUCCUCUGUCAUUUUAAACUUGAAGAUGUUAUGACUGCUUAUUCUUUUGUUUAGAUGUUGUUGUUUUUUACUUGUCAAACAGUGCUCCCUCAAUAUGACAAAAAUAAGAAUUGUUACCAUCGUCUGCUUAGAACAAAAUCGACUAUUUAAAAAUAAAAAUGGCACCCGGGGCAGAAUGGUCCCUGGGUGGCUUAGAAUCAUUAAAGAGAGGCUGAACACGCCGUUUGGCAUCUGCUCUGUUUCUCAUUAGAAAAAGUAGAUUUCAGUCUCCGAGGUAUGUUUCCUGACCGAGUCCUCAUUUGGUUAAUGAUGUUUGUCCACCAUUAGACACUGGAAGCCUAUUUCCUUUCCUCAAAAUCCCAUAAUGAAUCUAGGAUAACUCAAGAAAUCUGUAAUUAAUUUAGACCUUUUGGCCGAGGAUGUUUUAGUUGCAAAAUUUGAAAUCUGACUAAGGUGUUUGGUGCAGUAUUUCUCAAGUUAAAAAAAUCAGAGACGCAUUGUCUUAUGUUAACAAAGUCAGAGCUGCUGGGCAGGCCUGCCUUACUGUCUAUGCUAUUGGAUAGAGAGCAAUCACCGCAGCUGGUCACCCCAUAAUAGUGGGUAAAUGGACAUCGUCAAAUCAAAACCCAAAAUUCAUUUACCUGUUGUGACACACGGAUGUUCCAAACUCCGUUUUAGACCAGACUGACUUUAUGACAAAAAUUAUCCUAUUUACACUUUGUAGUAAAUUUUGACAUUAGAAUAAAUGUUUCUGACACAUAUCGAUGACACAAAUCCUAACUUUAGACAAUCUUAACUUUGCGUUUUUGCACAUCGUGCAUUGAUGUCAAUGGGAGAUUUAAAAAAAAAAAUAAUAAUACGUUCAUUUUUUGGAGUUAGUUGCAAAUCUCAAAGUUUUGGCUGUAGAUUACACCAUAGGUGAUUUGGGAGGCUUUAGAUUUCAGAUUGCUGUGAGAGAGAGGUUUAGCCAACUAGUACAUUUUAAUUUGGAAAUGUGAAGAGGCAUGGGUUUCCAUUUUGCACUAAGAGGUUAUCCUUGUCUCACUAUGAUAGAGAAAUGCAGUACAUUCGUUGAAUUGCUCUCUGUCAUUCAAAACAGACUCAAUUAAAAAUGAUGCUUUCAUUUACUUCUGUUAUCUAAUCUCUGCAACCCUUCAAUGUAGAUUUUAUCCUAAGUGGUGUUUGUGAUCAUGUGACAGUCGUAGAAUGCACAUCCGGUACAGUACAUUUUGACAAGACUUUCUUUGCUUUGGAGAAAUCAAAGUACAGUAUGAUAAUAUGAUUCUUACAUGUGGCGCCAUGUUUUCCCUUUUUUUCAAAACAGUAAAUGGACAUGAACCAGACUGUCUGAUAAAGCUACUCUACACCAAAGUGCAAUUGAACUCAGAGGGAGCACUGUUGGUGAACCAGUGGGAGUCUACUCUCCUGGUUGUGGUGUGCACAAUCUUUAUGUAUGGAAGAUUAUUAUUCUUCUCAUCUUUUUCCAGUCUGUCUUAGAUAAUUCAGAUGCAACAUUCUUUCUUUUGUUUUUUGUGUACAGCUUGCUUCGGAGUUGUCUCAAACAGGUACUCUUACUUCUGUACGGUUCUUUCCUUAGGAUGAUGCAAUGAUUAAAAAAAUAAAAUAAAAUAUGUAAGAAGAAGAAA
This is a messenger RNA of Salvelinus fontinalis (brook trout), 10859 nucleotides long. Its product is annotated as phosphatidylinositol 3-kinase regulatory subunit gamma-like. Gene Ontology annotation, biological process: phosphatidylinositol phosphate biosynthetic process; insulin receptor signaling pathway. The transcript is spliced from 16 exons. Lineage: Eukaryota; Metazoa; Chordata; Actinopteri; Salmoniformes; Salmonidae. Gene Ontology annotation, cellular component: phosphatidylinositol 3-kinase complex. The record is from RefSeq and is a predicted model, not a curated record. Bases 955 to 3231 code for a protein of 758 amino acids. Gene Ontology annotation, molecular function: 1-phosphatidylinositol-3-kinase regulator activity; protein binding.